AAUCUGGAGUAUGACCCCAAUCUCCUCAUCUCACAGACAGAAGACAUCACAACAAUGGAGUUCCAACUAGCUAAUUUGGGCUUUGACCGCACACAAGUGGCUCCAUCUUGUGAACACACAUCUAUUCUAAAGUUUUUAAAAUAUGAUGUUUACCUUUACUAUGGAGGAGAGGGAGUGACAGAUACAUCACCUUUACUCUCUGAACUCCAAUAUUUCAACAAUGGGGAUAUGCAACAUUUGGAUCCGAUAAAUCUCCAUAAGUUUAGUUACACAUAUGGCCAUGGAAAAACACGUUUGCUGUUUGCAAGGUAUCCCAAUAUAGCCACAUAUUAUACAGUCAUAGUAAGGAACCUAUUCAACAAUGGUACAGGGUGGUCAAGUUAUGUGCCAGUUGUGUCAGAUGGCUGCCAUACUCAAUCUACAGGGUGGUUCAACUGUGGAGAAACAUAUAACCUUGCUGCCAGGAUUGUGUGUACAGUAGUUGGUGUAAUUGGCCUGUUUCUUUGCUUCUUUGGACACAGGUUCUUCAGAACAGAGAUGUUCCUGGUUGGUGCUACAUCAACUCUCCUAGUCAGCUAUAUUCUAGUACUUAAAUACUCUACAUUUUCUAAUAUUGGCCAAUAUAUUACAACUGGAGUGAGUGGACUUGUAGGUGGAAUUCUGUGGUUCACAUUCUGGUAUUUUGUGGGAAUACCCGUCCUCUCAGUGCUUCUCAUUGGUCUACUUCUGGGCUACCUAAUAUCAAGCAUUGCAUUCAACCUAACACCACUUGGAGAUCUUGACUAUUGGGCUACAGAGUUCAACUAUGGCAUGGCCUUCACAUGUGGUAUCCUAGUUGUACCUGUGUUGUUACUGGCAUUUACCAAACAGUUGAACAUAAUUGCAACUAGUAUCCUGGGCAGUUUUGCAGUAGUGGUUGCUAUUGAUGUGUAUAUUGGCAGCUAUAUGGCCUAUAUUAUACAAGACUCCAUCAGAAAGGCAACUAUUGAGGACUUCAGACUUGUCCACACCAAACCACCCUUCCAGACAAGAGAUAUGAUACUGUGUGUCAUUUGGGUGUUACUUACAAUCUGUGGAAUAUCCUUUCAAAAUUGGCGGGAAAAAGACAGAAAACCCUUCCCAGAUUGCCCAAAUACAAUCAGAAAACUGAAAGCACGUCGGAGACUUGCAGAAAUGAAUACAGAAGGUGCCCCUACUCCCAGAACUCCUCUUCUGGCAGACCAGCAAGCUAGUGCAAGGUCUUAUGGGAUAGAUCCAGGGUCAAGGUCAUAUGGUUCACCAGGAACAGGUGCAGGUGCUUACCCUGCUAGAACUGUAGACACUAGUGGUUUUGUUGAUGCAGGUAACACAGCUACAGAUAGACAGAUUGAUAGAUAUGCCAGUCAACCAACAUAAUGACCUUUAUCAACACAGGCCUAUAAGUCAACUAUCUUAAUGACAUAUUGACUUAAACCAAUAUUAGUCAUUUAAAUUAGGUAAUAUAUGCCAGUCUUCCGAUA
Messenger RNA from Owenia fusiformis, 1499 nucleotides. Lineage: Eukaryota; Metazoa; Annelida; Polychaeta; Sabellida; Oweniidae. The record is from the annotation of a GenBank genome assembly.